AGCCUUCAUUGAAAGUACUUUCCAUUCACUUUCCAUUCCGGUUCGUAUCAAAUUUUCUUUCGAUGUUUUCAAAGCAAUCCACUCACUAACAAUAAAAGCAUCUGGACAGUUGCAUUAAAGAAGUGAAAACGCGCAAAAUGUGAUCUCAGUUUGUUCUAGUUUACCUACCCUUAACGUAAACCAAAGAUAUCAUAAUGGACAUGAUUUGUUUAAAUAUUAUCUUGAUAUCUAUUUUUAUACAUUUUUCGACUGCCUCAUUUGAACUCAGGGCCUACAUAUCACAAGAAGGGCUUCACGGAACAGUAACAUUUACCAAAGUAAAGGAUGCCAUAAAAAUUAAUACUAAUCUCAAUGCGACACUGCAAUAUCCAAACCAAAUAUGGUCAUGGUCCAUUACAGAGUUUCCGACAGAUUAUUCUCAUUUGGAAAAUCGAUGCGAAUCAUCAAAAUUGGGCAACACGCUGGUGAACCUGGACGACGUAUUCGGAUUUUUAUACAUCCCCGAAAACAUGACCGCCGAAUUUCUGACGACAACUUUAAGGGUUGGCGGCGAAUCUGGCAUUUACGGAAAAUCGUUGUUACUUCGCAACACCGAGUCGAACAAAUUAAUUUGCGCUUCAAUUGUACUUCUUGAUAAAACUAUGGAAAAGGUGGCAGUGGCGAAGUUUAGAUCGCCAGUUAGCGGAUCGGUUUUCUUUAAGUGGUUCGCAACGAAAGAUAAUGAUCAAGAAAUGCUGAUCACCACCGACCUGUACCGCGUGUCGAAAACGGGCGGUAGCUUCGGAUUCACGCAACACUCUUGGAAAAUUUACGCCACGGAUCUUUUGCACCACGACGAUGAGCGCAUCGAAACGAGCUGCAAUAUCCUACAACUCGUGUUUGACCCCAAUAACAAAGGGGACGGAUUGGCCUCCGGUGAUAUCGACACCAGGGUGGGGAAAGUUAAAGUAGCAACAAAUUACCGAAGACAACAAUAUAAAACACUGUUUCGAGACGAAGAGCUGAUCUUACUUCCAAGCGAUUUGACAGGACCACAACGCCGACUGUAUUUGGUCAUCUUCGACGACAAGCACGAGAACUCCUUUUUAACGUGCGCAAAAAUUCGAUAUGAAACUCCAGUUACGGCCAAGAUUAUAAUCCAAUCCGGGGGAAUUAAAGGUGAACUGCAGCUAACCCAGCGCACCCAGUUCGAGCCCACGUUCCUGAAUUUUAAUUUAAGUACAGCAAAAGGAGAUCUAGAAACAAGUUUAGUAUACAGCUCAUCCGUCGCUGGUUACAGAAUUCAUGAACUACCAAUAGCUGCUGCAAAAACCGUGGGACAAAUGGAGAAUUCGUGUCUAACCACUAAAUUUUACUACAAUCCCUUAAAAAUUAAUGUCAACAUGCUUCCACCCAAUGGAUAUGGAACCCAAGACCAGUAUCCUGUUGGUGAUCUGUCUGGAAAGCUUCUUGGUAGGAAUAAGUUUGUCAGUUUAGUUGAAGGAGGACAAGAACUUAGUGGGCAGUAUUGGGAUGUAUUUCUACCGUUGCAGGGACAAUUCUCUGUCAUUCAUAGAUCUUUGGUCAUAUACAAGAACACCCAGUAUCCAACGUACGCCAUCAUGCCAGAACCUUGGAUAUGUGGUGCCAUAGUGCUUUAUGAACAAAACUUUAAGUACCAGAAGCAGAUGUUCACAGCAGAAGUUCUAAUCCGCUACCCAAUUGUUGCCAAAAUCCUAUUUAGGCAGCCAAAAGAUGAACCGUGGUCAGACACCUCGAUUUUAACCGAGUAUCUCAUACACGCCGAUGGCUCUCAAGUUAACAACUCACUCGACCACCGCUGGGCGAUUCACGAAUUUCCACCUGGCAAGGAUUUCUAUAACUGGACCGCCAGAUGCGUCAGCGCAGGUUUGGUGUACAAUCCAUACAAGGUCGAUUUCGACAACAAAUCAUCAAUUAACAAUUGCAGCACGGAUACGAUUGGAUACUGCAGGGCGGGCGAUUUAUCCAAGAGACUUGGCAAUUUGGACAUCUCCGGAACAAAGGCGAACAGCGAAAGGAUCUCGAGAAAAUUAUUCACUGACCAGCUUCUGCCGCUUAACGGUCCCAAUUCAAUUGUGGGAAAAUCAAUCGUCCUAUACGAUGACUUCGGGCCGAAAGCAAGAGGCGAAAGGCUCGCUUGUGCAAAAAUUGGAGCAAUUUACAGGCGGAAAGCUGUGGCGAAGGAUUGGUUUUCGAACGGGGACGUUACGGCAACAAUUCAAGGCAAAAUCGAGUUCUUUCAGCAAACUGAACAUGACAUAACAAACGUUGAGGUUUCACUAGCAGGUCUGCAAGAUAACAGAGGUUACCAUGUGCACAUUACUCCAAUACAAGAAAAUUUGCAAUUUCCGUGCGAAGCAUCGACCCUUUAUGAUCAUUGGAAUCCUUUAAAUGUGGAUUCCAAGUCAUCACCAAAAAAUUAUUACGGAACUCCCGAUCAGUAUGAAAUGGGCGAUCUCAGUGGAAAGUUUGGUACUUUAGAUAAUCAUACAAUUUUCAAACAAGAUUAUAAUGACACUAUGUUGCCACUCUUUGGUCCGCGGAGUAUUUUGGGACGAUCUAUUGUGGUCGAAAAAAGGGUUAAAGGUAGCAGAUGGGCUUGUACAACAAUCGAGCGUGGAUACAGUCCCUCCGAAGCAAGGGAGAUUAGGGCAAUUGCGUCUUUCCAUCACCCCCAAGGGCAUGCGUACGGAUACAUGCGAAUGAAGCAACUAAUUUACAGUGACGGCAGCCAAAGCGAUACCAUAAUUGAAAUCAAUCUACGACACCCAGGAAAGCACGACAGCAAUAUUACUCGAGAUCAUCACUGGGCGAUUUAUGUCAACCCAGUGGGCGUUGAUGCAGCUGUGAAAACUCAAAACACCAGAUGCGUGGCUGGAGGAUACGUGUGGAAUCCUUACUACACACAACUGGCAGAUCCUUUAAAUACCGAAUUAUAUCGCCAAGAGUGUGGCCCGGAUAAUCCACUAAGGUGUUACGUUGGUGACGUGUCAGCCAGAGUCGGCACAAUAGACUUAGGGCUCAGAAGGUCGGUUGUGGUUGAUACCAAUUUUCCUUUAGAGGGCCAGUGGAGCGCAAUCGGCCGAUCCAUUGUAAUUUUAAGCCCAAAUAAGCAACCCGAACGCUACGCUUGUGCCAACAUCGAACCAGAUUAUGACAUAAUCAAAUACGCCAACAUUGACAAACCCCCAAGAUUUGUACUAGCGCAAUUUAUAGAAGACGUUUGCAAAGUAAUGGGCAUUCCAGAAUGGAUGUUAACUGUAGAUUCAAGACAAACGAAAAUAUUACACGGAGGAGCCUGCAUGCAGAUUCUGUUGCAUUUCAAAGGACCUAUCGCUAAUAAACUGGAGCAGGACUUUAGCAGGCUAAUUUCGACAGGUAGAUUGGAUUCCCCAUCGUUGUAUAUACAUGGAUUUAUUGAUACAAAACGAAAAGUGAAGAUAUCCUACAAACAGUGCGGCAAGAAGGAUCCCAACGACAACAAAUCGCGAUUUGGGUGGUUUGGAAGUGGUUCCUAUAAAUUUUCUGCAUCACAAAUUAGUUUAGUUUUUGUAAUUUUAAUCCAGUCUUGUGUUUAAGGUUUACGCAGUUUUUAAGUGUAACAAAUUGUAAUUUUGUACAUAAUUUACAAUCUACCUACCUUAAUUUAUUAUAAUGCGCUAAAAUAUACCGUUUUGUUAUCAGUAAGA
This is a messenger RNA of Photinus pyralis (common eastern firefly), 3710 nucleotides long. RefSeq lists its product as uncharacterized. Gene Ontology annotation, biological process: superoxide metabolic process. The transcript has 14 exons. Bases 195 to 3599 code for a protein of 1134 amino acids. Gene Ontology annotation, molecular function: metal ion binding. The record is from RefSeq and is a predicted model, not a curated record. Lineage: Eukaryota; Metazoa; Arthropoda; Insecta; Coleoptera; Lampyridae.